This is a messenger RNA of Colletotrichum navitas, 4551 nucleotides long. Its product is annotated as vacuolar protein sorting/targeting protein 10. The record is from RefSeq and is a predicted model, not a curated record. Gene Ontology annotation, molecular function: protein binding. Gene Ontology annotation, cellular component: membrane; Golgi apparatus. The transcript is spliced from 2 exons. NCBI's taxonomy places the organism in Eukaryota, Fungi, Ascomycota, Sordariomycetes, Glomerellales, Glomerellaceae. The coding region runs from base 1 to 4551 and encodes 1516 amino acids. Gene Ontology annotation, biological process: Golgi to vacuole transport; Golgi to endosome transport; protein targeting to vacuole.
AUGAGGCUUAGGGGCAAGGCUGUCGCCUCCUGGCGCAUCCUGCUGUCUGUCCUUUCCCUGGCAGCAGCUGUCCAAGCAAAGGACGAGCCGACGAUCAAAGUCGCCACAAUCAAGCAUCCCCCUCUCAACCUGAACUAUUUCGAAGAUUCCAAUACCAUCCUUUACCAAGAUGUCUCCGAACGAAACCUCUACCGAUCCGAGGAUGCUGGUGUCACAUGGGAUAGGGUCAAAGAUAUCCCUGACAACCAGGCCUCCCUCCUCACAAUGCACGAGUUCGACAAGAGCCGAGCCUACGUACUCACCGAAGGCACCGAACACUUCAAGACGACCGACCAAGGCAAAUCGUGGCAGAAGUUCUCGAGCGGUGCGCCCCCCAAUAUCUUCGUGGGCGGGGACAUCCUUCACUUCCACGCCGGCGAUCCAGACCGUGUCAUCUUCAACGGAGCAGAUUGCAUAGGUAUCUUUUGCGAUCUGAUCACACUGUACACGACGGACAAUUUCAAGUCGAAGGCCAAGUUCCUGCGCGGUAACACCGAGGGGUGCUAUUGGGCCAAAUCUUCGGAUCUCUUCACCACGGGCAAAGAAGACCUCGAUAAGCAGCGCAUUCUUUGUGUCGUGCGAGACAACUUCUCGCCUUUCAAGGAAGACAACAGACUUCUUGCGUCGGACAACUAUUUCGAAAAGGUUGACAACAAGGUUCAGGAAUUCGAACCAGACAUGGAUACAAACCACGGCGUCCAGGGUGUCGUCAGUCUGGCCGUAGUCAAGAAGUAUCUCAUGGUCGCCACAUCGUCCCUCAACACCGACGAGAUGGGGCUCUUUGUCACGGACGACACCAUUAAGUGGCACCGCGCCAUGUUCCCUACUAGCCACGGACACAAGGUCAAUCAAGGCGCCUACACCGUGCUGGAAAGCACCAACUACAGCAUCCAGAUUGAUGUGAUGAACACUAGACCCUCGAACCCGACCGGAGUCAUGUUCACGAGUAACUCGAACGGCACCUUUUUCACCGAAAACCUCGAGCACACGAACCGCAACACCAAGGGCCAUGUCGACUUUGAGAAGAUCACCGGUGUACAGGGUAUCUUCAUGGUCAACGUUGUUAAGAACUGGGAGGAAGUGGAAAAGGACACCGGCAGGGGUGGCAAACAUGUCGAGAAAGAGAUUGUCAGCAAAAUAACGUUCGACGACGGCCGGACCUUUCACGAUCUGAAGAGUGGCGGCGACCAACUGCACCUUCACUCGGUCACUGAUCUCGAUAACGUUGGCAGAGUGUUCUCUAGUCCCGCGCCUGGUCUUGUUCUUGCCAUCGGAAACAAAGGCAAGUCCCUGGGCAAAUUUGCUGACGGUGACGUUUACGUCUCCGACGAUGCGGGUGUGACUUGGAAAAAAGCCUUGGAUGGCCCUCACAAGUACGAGUUUGGUGACCUAGGCUCGAUUUUGGUCGCCGUGAAGGACUCUCACAAGGAGGACAUUGGAGAAAUCCGGUACUCUUUGGACCAUGGCGAGAGUUGGAAGACAGCUCCGCUUCCCGAUGACUUGAAGAUUAAGCCAGAGCUCCUUACAACGACACAAGACUCGACUAGUCUCAAGUUUUUGCUCGUUGGCAGAACGGGAGGCGACAACGCAAAGUUUCACAUCAUUGCUCUCGACUUCGAAGGGCUGCAUGAGCGAACAUGCAAGGACGAUGACUUUGAGGAUUGGCACGCCCGGCUUGAUGAAAACGGCAAGCCUUCGUGCCUGAUGGGCCACAAACAGACCUACCGCCGCCGCAAGAAGACAGCCGACUGCUUCUUGAACCAGGAGUUCAAAGACCCUGUCCCGGUUACUGAAGACUGCGAGUGCACGGACGCAGACUUCGAGUGUGAUUACAACUUCAUCAGGGAUGGCGACAGCUGCAAGAAGGCUGGCCCGAUCAUCGCACCGGACAAUGUAUGCAAGAACGCCAGGCCGGACGAUACUUUCAAGGGUUCUUCCGGCUGGCGCAAGAUCCCAGGGAACACUUGCAAGCGAAAGAGUGGUGAUCAGAAGGAUGAUCCUGUCGAGCGGAAAUGCUCCGAGGCUGUAAAUGCCCCAGCUGCCCCUGCUGAUGGCAAGAUCAAAGCCGUCCAGCAUGUCUUUGAGACCGAUUUCAAGGAUUUUGAAAAGAUCUACUUGGAGCGAGGCGAAUCGAGCACCGAGGUCGACGAAACCAUGAUCGUGCGACCUGUUGAAUACUCGGGAAACAGCAUGCGGGCCGACAAACAGAUAUGGCGAACCAAGGACCACGGCAAGAACUGGGAAAAAAUCCUUCAAGACGAGGACGUGCGGGGUAUCUACCCGCAUAGCUUUUUCAAAGACGUCGUCUUCUUCACCACUGAUUCCAAGAAAGUUCUGUACACGAUCGAUCGUGCCGAGCAUUUCCACUCGUUCGAGGCUCCCACGAAGCCCGGUCCAGGCAACCCCCUGUCGUUCCAUCCUGACAAGAAGGAUUGGCUUAUCUGGGUUGGGGAGAAGUGCGAAAAAGUCAAUGGCAAGGAAACCUGCUUCAUGGAGGCCUCGAUUUCGAGAGACCGUGGCGACAACUGGAAGACGGCAAUGCGCUACGUCCAGAAGUGCGAGUUCACAGGCCACUCCGCCUACAGGUAUCGCGACCUGCGCCAGAUUGUCUGUCUCGCGCACAAGGAGGAGAAUAAUGAGAAGGACAACCCGAAGGUUAUAGUGUCCAGCAAUGACUUCUUCGAAGAGGACAAGACGUUCCACCAGGACCGCGUCAAGAACUUUGCCUUGAUGGCCGAGUUUAUUGUUGUUGCUGCCGAAGACCAGGAAAAGCAGGGGCUGCGAGCCCUUGCCAGCUUGGACGGCGUUUCCUAUGCCGAAGCUCACUUCCCUGUCAACUUCAAGGUGAGCCACCAAAACGCCUACACAGUCCUAGACAGCUCCACGCAUGCCGUCAACUUGUUCGUGGCUACCGAGACUGCCGAAGGUCGCCGCUAUGGAAGUAUCAUCAAGAGCAACUCGAACGGCACAUCCUACGUUAUGAGCGCGCAGGCAGUCAACUGCAACGACCAGUACUACGUCGACUUUGAGAAGAUUCCCGGCCUCGAGGGCGUCGCUCUCAUCAACACAGUCGCGAACCGUGACAAGCACAACGAGCCGAAGAAGGUGCAGACCCAGAUCUCACACAACGACGGUUCGCAAUGGGCUUUCCUCCCCCCGCCAAAGGCCGAUGUUGAUGGCAAAUCCUACUCGUGCAGUAGUACUGGGGGAGAUGAGAAGUGCGCGCUGCAUCUUCACCAUUAUACCGAGCGCUUAGACAAGAGGAAUACGUUUUCUGCUGCUACUGCUGUUGGGCUCAUGUUUGGCAACGGCAACGUCGGGUCGAGUCUCAGCUCCCUCAAGGACGCCGAUACCUUCAUGACCACUGAUGCCGGCAUCACUUGGAAAAACGUCAAAAAGGGUGCUUGGACCUGGCAAUAUGGUGACCAGGGCUCGAUUGUCGUGCUCGUCCAGCGGGCCAGUCGCGAGAACCCAGUCAAAACGAAAACCAUUUCGUACACGACCGACGAGGGCAAGACUUGGAAGGACUUCGCCUUCACUGACAAGGAGGUCACCGUCCUGGAUAUCUCUACUCUCCGCUCUGGCGCAUCGCGCAACUUUCUCAUCUGGUGCAAGAACGAUGGCGGCGAGACGUUCUCUGUCAACGUGGACUUCACUGGCCUGGCUGACCGUCCUUGCAAGAGUGACGAGGGCAGCUCCGACUACUACCUUUGGUCGCCCAAGCACCCAUCGCAGCCCAAUAACUGUCUCUUCGGACACGUAUCACAGUAUCUGCGUAAGAAGGACGAUGCGAACUGCUACAACGAUGCCAGGGUUCAGCACCUCUACCAGGUGGAGAACUGCACCUGCACAAGGGCUGAUUACGAAUGUGACUACAACUUUGAGCUCGACGCUCACCAACAAUGCAGUCUUGUCCCUGGCAAGUCUCCGAUUUCGGCGGAGCAGUGGUGUAAGGAGAACCCCGAUGCCGUCGAAUACUACGAACCCACGGGAUACCGUAGAAUCCCGCUUACCACUUGCACUGGGAACGGCUAUGAUGAGCUCGACAAGCAGGCCAAUGUUCACCCCUGCGCUGGCAAGGAAGAUGAGUUUGAGAGGCGGCGCAGAACCUCUGGUAUCGCCAUCUUCUUCGCUGUGGUGAUCCCGUUCGGCCUCGCAGGUGCGAUGGGCUGGUGGGUAUACCGCAACUGGAACGGCAAAAUCGGUCAAAUACGGCUGGGCGAGUCGUCCAGUCUCGACAAUGACGCCCCGUGGGUCAAGUACCCAGUCAUCGCCCUGUCGGCGGUGGUUGCCGUCGCCGCGGCCCUGCCGCUCGUCGCCUCGGCCCUGUGGAGGCGCGCCACCUCUGCUUACGAGAGCGUGAGCGGUGGAGGCGGAGGCAGCUGGCUCGGCGGGCGUGGCAACCGCCGGUUUACCACGAGAGACAGCUUUGCCCGGGGCAGAGGAGAUUACGCCGUGGUCGACGACGACGAGGGCGAGCUCCUGGGUGACGACAGUGAUGAGGAGGUAUGA